UACAGGGUCAAUGCAGGAGCCUACUUGGAGUGGACAUAUCACUAAACUAAUCCUACCACCUAGUCCAAAUGGAAAGAAAAAGGGUUGAAAUUUGCCACAACAGCAGCCUCAGGCCUCACUUCUCACCUAUAAAUAGGGGAUUGUAAUUCCAUAGCUUCCCAUCUCAUAACCAUUUCUCAUUUUCAAUUUUUCUGCCUUGUAGCUUAGUUUGCUACUAAUAUUAAGCUAUGGGGUUCACAUAUGGCUACUGCCUUGUUUGUUUCAUGGUGCUACUGCCUGCAAUAUGUUACUCCCAAGACUUCAAAUAUUCUAGCGCUACUUAUUAUGGUAGCCCUGAUUGCUUAGGGACACCAACUGGAGCUUGUGGAUUUGGCGAAUAUGGAAGGACGGUCAAUGAUGCUAAUGUGGCUGGAGUUUCCAGGUUGUAUAAGAAUGGCACUGGCUGUGGUGCUUGCUAUCAGGUUAGGUGUAAGGCACCACAACUUUGCACUGAUGACGGGGUGAAUGUAGUGGCGACUGACUAUGGUGAAGGGGACAACACUGACUUCAUUCUUAGCACAAGAGCUUAUGCAAGAAUGGCAAAUCCAAACAUGGCCUUACAAUUAUUUGCAUACGGUGUCGUCGACGUGGAAUACCGGAGGAUUUCUUGCCGGUUCGCAGGUUACAACAUCAUGUUCAAGGUCCAUGAGCAUAGCAGGUUUCCUGAAUACUUGGCCAUUGUUAUUCUGUACCAAGGAGGCCAAAAUGAUAUCUUAGCCGUGGAAAUAUGGCAGGAAGAUUGCAAAGAAUGGAUAGGCAUGAGAAGGGCCUAUGGAGCAGUGUGGGACAUGCCAAACCCACCAAAUGGUUACAUUAGCUUGAGGUUCCAAGUAAGUGGAAGUGCAGGGCUAACAUGGGUACAGGCAACAAAUGCUAUCCCAAAUGAUUGGAAAGCUGGGGUUGCUUAUGAUUCAUCCAUUCAGCUCACUUAAAUGUGCAAUCAGGAUUUUUAGUAAGGUUUGGAGCUACCAGUGUUGUGUGUUUUUGCCAUGUAAGCCAAUAAGCUGAGUUUGCCAUUUUCACAUAAAAGGCUUUAUGUACUGGGCAUAAAUUUCUUAUGUGAAUAAGUAUCUCUUUUAAUUUAUAAUCUUGUUAUCACUUUAUAAUAUCAUUGUUUAGUUGAUCAAUCUAAGUUGAUGUUUACAUCUCAGUGGGUAGUAGUUUUCAGAUAUAAAAAAAUAUGUAUAGAUGAUAAAAGUAAUUGAAAUUAAAAUUUUUCUCA
Hevea brasiliensis (rubber tree) is the source of this 1261-nucleotide messenger RNA. RefSeq names its product expansin-like B1. The record is from RefSeq and is a predicted model, not a curated record. The transcript has 4 exons. Gene Ontology annotation, cellular component: extracellular region. Lineage: Eukaryota; Viridiplantae; Streptophyta; Magnoliopsida; Malpighiales; Euphorbiaceae. The coding region runs from base 228 to 971 and encodes 247 amino acids. Gene Ontology annotation, biological process: sexual reproduction.